Sinocyclocheilus anshuiensis is the source of this 2244-nucleotide messenger RNA. Its product is annotated as xenotropic and polytropic retrovirus receptor 1 homolog. NCBI's taxonomy places the organism in Eukaryota, Metazoa, Chordata, Actinopteri, Cypriniformes, Cyprinidae. Gene Ontology annotation, cellular component: cytoplasm; Golgi apparatus; plasma membrane. Bases 388 to 2244 code for a protein of 618 amino acids. The transcript is spliced from 14 exons. The record is from RefSeq and is a predicted model, not a curated record. Gene Ontology annotation, molecular function: inositol hexakisphosphate binding; phosphate transmembrane transporter activity. Gene Ontology annotation, biological process: phosphate ion transport; cellular response to phosphate starvation.
AAUUAGUUAAGAGGCAUGAGUGGUCAUACCGCCAACUGGAAAACAUGCUCUGUGACGUCAUUUUCCGACAAUGAUGGCGGCGGCUGGAGCUUCAGCCUCAGAUAUCAGGCAGAGAAAACCUCUGUCUAGAGCUCCUUCGUCCGUCUAAACCGUUGUUGCCAGCGGCCUGCAGCACUUGAAAAAACACCUGAAGGGAUAAUGAGGAACACCGGCGUCGGCUGUGUGAAAAUAUCGCAAUAUUUCCCCUGAAUAUGUGUCUCGCGGAGCAGCGAAGAACAGCCGUUAAUCUGAGGGUGAUUUUCAGCUCGCGAUGAUUCACUGGUAAUGUUCCAGUAGCGUGACUCCUCAGACGAAAAAAAAAAAAAACACACCGAAAUAUUCGUAAAAAUGAAAUUUACCGAGCACCUGUCUGCCCACAUCACCCCGGAGUGGAGGAAACAAUACAUUAAAUAUGAGGCUUUUAAAGAAAGGUUGUACUCCGCCCAGGAUCAGGCCCCAUCACUCGAAGUCACAGAUGAAGACACUGUCAAGAGAUACUAUGCCAAGUUUGAGGAGAAGUUCUUCCAAACAUGUGAGAAGGAGCUGGCCAAAAUCAACACAUUCUAUUCAGAGAAGCUUGCGGAAGCACAGCGGCGAUUUGCCACUCUGCAGAAUGAGCUGCAGUCGUCUCUGGACGCACAGCGGGAGAGCAGCCGAGCCACAGGUCUGCGCCGCCGUCGUACUGUCUUCCACCUGUCGCAGCAGGAGCGCUGCAAACAUCGCAAUAUCAAAGACCUGCAGCUGGCCUUCAGCGAGUUCUACCUCAGCCUCAUCCUGCUGCAGAACUACCAGAAUCUAAACUUCACAGGCUUUCGGAAGAUUUUAAAGAAACAUGACAAGAUCUUUGAGACGACACGAGGCGCUGAUUGGCGUGUGGCCCAUGUUGAAGUGGCUCCUUUUUACACCUGUAAGAAGAUCACUCAGCUUAUCUCUGAAACCGAGGGCCUUGUUACCACAGAGUUGGAAGGAGGAGACCGACAGAAAGCCAUGAAGAGGCUCCGAGUGCCCCCAUUGGGAGCAGCACAGCCUGCACCUGCAUGGACCACUUUUAGAGUAGGACUCUACUGUGGUGUCUUCGUUGCUUUAACAGUCACAGUCAUCAUCACAGGUGUUGUUAAACUUGUUAAAGGAGAGGAGAAGAAUGUUUGGCCCCUGGUGAGAAUUUAUCGAGGUGGUUUCCUGCUCAUCGAGUUCCUUUUUUUAUUGGGAAUCAACACGUAUGGAUGGAGGAAGGCUGGAGUGAACCAUGUGUUAAUAUUCGAGCUCAACCCCCGCAACAACCUGUCCCACCAACAUCUUUUUGAGAUUGCUGGUUUCCUUGGAGUUCUUUGGUGCGUUAGUAUUCUGUCCUGCCUCUUCGCUAAGUACACAAUGAUACCUAUACAAGUGAACCCUCUAGCUCUCUAUGGAUUCUUCUUCUUUUUCCUUAUCAACCCUUUCAAAACAUGCUACUAUAAAUCUCGCUUCUGGCUACUCAAAUUACUGUUUCGUGUGGUCACAGCGCCAUUUCACAGAGUGGGGUUUGCAGAUUUCUGGCUGGCUGACCAGCUCAACUCUCUAGUGGUGGUUCUGAUGGACCUGGAGUACAUGAUCUGCUUCUACAGCAUGGAGUUGAACUGGUCCAAUUCUGAGGGGGAGCUGUGGAUUAAAGAGGGUGGAGGGAUAUGCCACUCAUAUUCAUAUGGAGUACGAGCUGUAAUCCAGUGUUUGCCUGCCUGGUUCCGGUUUGUGCAGUGCCUGAGACGUUACCGGGACACAAAGCGUGCCUUCCCUCACCUGGCUAAUGCUGGCAAAUACUCCACUACUUUCUUUGUGGUCAUCUUUUCUGCGCUCUAUAAGACGCAUGAAACUCUUCCAGAAGGUCAGGUCUUCUUUUACCUGUUAAUUGCCUUCAAGAUCAUUAAUUCCUGCUACACCUUAAUGUGGGACCUGAAGAUGGAUUGGGGACUUUUUGACCGUAACGCAGGGGAGAACACCCUCCUCAGAGAGGAGAUUGUAUAUCCACAGAAAGCUUACUACUAUUGUGCCAUAAUAGAAGACGUAAUCUUGCGCUUUGCAUGGACCAUUCCACUUUCUCUUGGGAUUGUGACUACUUUCCCAAACAUUUCUGAUAUUUUGGCAACUGUCCUUGCACCACUGGAGGUGUUCAGGUCAAAGGUCCGAGACACCAAAGUCCUGAUAGAGGACACCGAUGACGACACCUGA